CAACCUGCGGCGCCGUUUUUCGUUCGAUCGGAGUUUUAAUUCCUUUCCUCUCUCUAUCCUUCUGCGUUCAAAUACCCAUGGGAAAGCGAAUACCACGCGGGCUUACAGGACCGGCAUGCUGACGGAGCACCGCAUUCGUUGCAAUGUUCAACAAUGGCGCCCACUAUUCUUUGAAGAUACCCGGCGAACAGAUCGGACGAUGACACCAACAUCGAUCCACGAGCCAGUCAUUCUUUGUUCUUGCCUUAUUUUUCUUUUCCUCGACCUAAUAAUGUCGACUCGCCCCUUGUAUAUUGGGGUUUUGCUUGCUUGGAGUGGGCGAUGUAUAUUGUUGCAUUAUCUCUCAAUUGCCCCCACCCACCCCUUUUAUUCUCUCUUUUGUUUCUCGAUUUUGGAGUUGCCUUUUCCAUUUUCAGUUUAAUCAUGUUGCAUCUGGCCGCUUGGCACAUGGUCCGUGGAUCGCGGCGUUACAAAUGUUGGAUCAGUCCUUUCUCACUGCAUGCUCAUUUUCUCUCAUCAGUUGCAGUUUGUUAUAAUACCUGCGGUUAUUCACAGCGGUUUUAAGAGGAGGAUGAAGGAAUGUCGGGUUCACGAUGUCGGCCAAUACCCU
Sodiomyces alkalinus F11 is the source of this 610-nucleotide messenger RNA. RefSeq lists its product as hypothetical. The coding region runs from base 116 to 421 and encodes 101 amino acids. The record is from RefSeq and is a predicted model, not a curated record. The transcript has a single exon. Lineage: Eukaryota; Fungi; Ascomycota; Sordariomycetes; Glomerellales; Plectosphaerellaceae.